Molecule: messenger RNA, 1302 nt
Organism: Plenodomus lingam JN3
Lineage: Eukaryota; Fungi; Ascomycota; Dothideomycetes; Pleosporales; Leptosphaeriaceae
Cellular component (GO): mitochondrion
Molecular function (GO): sulfide:quinone oxidoreductase activity; FAD binding
Source: RefSeq, a predicted model, not a curated record
AUGCGGCCCUCACUUCAAACCAUUCGUGGCCUGGCAACGGUGUCACCCACACUGUCUUCCACCCGCUCCCACAAAGUCGUCGUCGUUGGUGGCGGCUCGGCCGGAAUAGCACUGUCCCACCAACUUCUCCGCAAAGGACCCUUCAAGCAAGACGACAUUGCCAUUGUUGACCCCGCGACAUGGCAUCACUACCAACCCGGCUGGACCCUCGUUGGCGGCGGUCUGAAGAAGAAGGAAGAUUUGCGAAGACCGCUGAAGGAGCUGAUGAAUCCGAAAUUCAAAUUCUACCAGACUGCCGUCGGCAGCUUCAGUCCAGAGGAAAACCAAGUGACUUUGGCUCAUGGCGAGAGAUUGAAUUAUGAACAUUUGGUCGUUGUUCCCGGUAUCACGAUUGAUCACACCACCGUCAAGGGUCUUCCAGAGGCGUUGAGUAAUCCAGAUGCCCUGGUAUCUAGCAUCUACGACUACAACUACUGCGACAAGGCCUACGCCAACAUGCAGAAGUUCAAAAAAGGCGACGCGUUGUUCACCCAGCCAGCAGGCGUCGUCAAGUGCGCCGGUGCGCCACAAAAAAUCAUGUGGCUCGCCCUCGACUACUGGAAGAAAGCCGGGCUCUACUCGACAGCCAAAGACUCAAACAUCAACCUCUCCUUUGCAACCGGUCUACCAACCAUGUUCGGCGUACCCAAAUACGCCGCCGCGCUCGAAAAGCUUCGCGUAGAGCGCGGCGUCGACGGCCUCUUUACACACGACCUCGUCGCCAUCGACGGCAACACGGCAACAUUUGCCCGACCCGACGGCCAGCCCAACGUCCAAAAACACUUCGACUUCCUCCACGUCUCGCCCAAAAACGUGCCCCACGCGUUUGUCAAGGCCAGCGCGCUCGCCAACCCCGCAGGCUACGUCGACGUCGACGACGCCACAACGCAGCACAAGACGUACAAGAACGUGUGGUCGAUUGGUGAUGCGUCUUCCCUCCCGACUUCCAAGACCGUGGCUGCCAUUACCGCCGAAGCGCCGGUCCUUGUAUCCAACCUCUUGUCCGCCAUGCACGGCAAAGACCUACCAGCCCGUUAUAACGGAUACACGUCGUGUCCGCUGCUGACGGGCGAGAACAAGGUGAUGCUCGCCGAGUUUCUGUACGGAUUUGUGCCGCAGGAGACGUUUGGAACGGUGUUGGGCAUCGAUCAGAGUGUGCCGCGUAGAGCGUUUUUCUACCUCAAGAGGGAUUUUUUCCCCUGGGUGUAUGGCAAGUAUCAUGUAGAGGGGCGAUGGGGUGGGCCAAAGGGGUUAAUCAGAUGA